Messenger RNA from Pyrus x bretschneideri (Chinese white pear), 738 nucleotides. RefSeq lists its product as uncharacterized. The record is from RefSeq and is a predicted model, not a curated record. Lineage: Eukaryota; Viridiplantae; Streptophyta; Magnoliopsida; Rosales; Rosaceae. The transcript has a single exon. Bases 1 to 738 code for a protein of 245 amino acids.
AUGUACAAUCUGAAAUUGGAUAAGUUCCACGGUCAUGAAGGACCCGAGGGAGCCGAACGUUGGUUGGAACAUAUUGAGAAGACUUUCCGAGUAUUGCACAAUCAGGGGAACCUUCCUGUUGAGAGAUGGGUUGAGACGACCUCAUGGUUUCUGGGUACGGAAUCUGCAUCUUGGUGGGAGCAUGAGCUUCGUAGUUUAACCCCAGCCGAGAGGAUCGACUGGAAUGUUUUCACUAGGUUAUUCAAGAGGAGGUUUGUACCUCCAGAGUACAUUGAUCGCAAGAAGCAGGAGUUCACUGAUCUGAAACAACGGAAGAUGACGGCUAAUGAAUACUAUCGCAAGUUCACUGAUCUGUCCCGUUAUCAUCCUGAUAUUAAUAGUAAUCCAGCCGAAAUGCUUCGUCUUUUCCGUGGGGGUACUAAGAAGAGGUGGCAUUCGAUGGCGACCACUACACCCUGUGAGUCCUACCAGGAAUUCUAUGAGAUACUGUUGAGGAUUGAGGACUCUGAGAAUAUGUCGAGCGAUAGUGAUGAAGAAAGAAAUGAUGGUAAACAGAAGAUAGAAGACAAGGGAAAAGGUCAAACAUCGCUUGGGCCUCGUCAGACUCAGAACUUUAAGAAGGGUGGUGCUAGUUCGAGUUCGUCUAGUGGUAGUUUCAGUGCCUCUGGACAAGGACGAGGAAAUAGGUUUGCUGGAAGAGCUCGAGGCCAGAGACAAGGUAAUGGUGGCCGAGGUUAA